AUGAAAAUUGAAUUUGUGUUGGUGGAGACUGGUAGAGAGGGCGGCGGCGGCGAGGGCGGCGGCGACGGGGGCGGCGCGGCUGGAGGCGAGGGCGAGAGCGGCGGCAUGCCGGACGGCGGCGGAGGCGAGGGCGGCGGCGGGGCGGGCGGUGGCGGCGAGGGUGGCGGCGACGGAGGCGGCAGCGGCGGCGGGUGGGAGGGCAGCGGCGGCGAGGGCGGAGACGAGGGCGGCGGAGGGGAGGGCGGAUGCGAGGGCGGCGGCGAGGGCGGGGGUGAGGGCGGGGGCGGCGUCGGGGGCUGCGAUGGUGGCGGCGGCGUGGGCGGGGGUGAGGGCGGGGGCGGCGUUGGGGGCUGCGAUGAUUGGCAUCCGGCGGCGGCGGCGGCGGCGGCGGCGGCGGCGAGGCGCUCGGCGGCGGCGGCGGCGGCGGCGGCGAGGCGCUAG
This is a messenger RNA of Emiliania huxleyi CCMP1516, 441 nucleotides long. RefSeq lists its product as hypothetical. The transcript has 3 exons. NCBI's taxonomy places the organism in Eukaryota, Haptophyta, Isochrysidales, Noelaerhabdaceae. The record is from RefSeq and is a predicted model, not a curated record. The coding region runs from base 1 to 441 and encodes 146 amino acids.